AGCCUCCUAGCAGCAUGGCUUUCACUGGCAAGUUCGAGUUGGAGAGUGAGAAGAAUUAUGAUGAGUUCAUGAAGCUGCUGGGAAUCUCCAGCGAUGUAAUCGAAAAGGCCCGCAACUUCAAGAUCGUCACGGAGGUGCAGCAGGAUGGGCAGGACUUCACUUGGUCCCAGCACUACGCCGGGGGCCACACCAUGACCAACAAGUUCACCGUUGGCAAAGAAAGCGAGAUACAGACAAUGGGGGGCAAGAAGUUCAAGGCCACUGUGCAGAUGGAAGGUGGGAAGCUGGUGGUGAAUUUCCCCAACUAUCACCAGACCUCAGAGAUCGUGGGUGACAAGCUGGUGGAGUUCUCCACCAUCGGAAGCGUGACCUAUGAGCGCGUGAGCAAGAGGCUGGCCUAAGCAGCCAGGCCCGGCCCAGGGAGCUACAAACCCACCAAUAAAGCUGAUACAAGGACAGA
Molecule: messenger RNA, 460 nt
Organism: Sapajus apella (tufted capuchin)
Lineage: Eukaryota; Metazoa; Chordata; Mammalia; Primates; Cebidae
Gene: FABP6
Product: fatty acid binding protein 6
Exons: 4
Coding region: 15-401 (128 amino acids)
Biological process (GO): fatty acid transport
Cellular component (GO): nucleus; cytosol
Molecular function (GO): fatty acid binding
Source: RefSeq, a predicted model, not a curated record